Molecule: messenger RNA, 7569 nt
Organism: Phyllostomus hastatus (greater spear-nosed bat)
Lineage: Eukaryota; Metazoa; Chordata; Mammalia; Chiroptera; Phyllostomidae
Gene: SHROOM2
Product: shroom family member 2
Biological process (GO): actin filament organization
Cellular component (GO): apical junction complex; adherens junction; apical plasma membrane
Molecular function (GO): actin filament binding
Source: RefSeq, a predicted model, not a curated record
GCCGGCACUUUCCUCUCAAGUUGCAGCGCAAGUUCGCCUGUGGCUGGCGGCAGGGAGGGCGCGCGGAGCCUCCUCGCCCACGGCCAGGCGGGGGUCCCCGAGUGCAUGGGCGCGGGCCGGGGGCGCCCGGGGGGCUGAGGAGCCGCGCAGCCCGCGCGCCCCGCGCCAUGGAGGGCCCCGAGCCCCGCGCACGGCCCGAGCGCCUGGCGGAGGCCGAGGCGCGGACGGCCGACGGCGGGCGCCUGGUGGAGGUGCAGCUGAACGGCGGCGCCCCGUGGGGCUUCACCCUGAAAGGCGGCCGCGAGCACGGCGAGCCGCUGGUCAUCACCAAGAUUGAGGAGGGAAGCAAAGCCGCCGCGGUGGACAAGUUACUGGCCGGGGACGAGAUCGUGGGCAUCAACGACAUCGGACUCUCAGGGUUUCGACAGGAAGCCAUUUGCCUGGUGAAGGGGUCCCAUAAGACCCUGAAGCUGGUGGUGAAAAGGAGGAAUGAGCUGAGCUGGCGGCCUCACUCCUGGCACGCCACCAAGUUCUCCGACAGCCACACCGAGACGUCUGCCUGUCAGCUGCCCUCCGCCAGCGCCUGCCCCUCCUGGCACGGCCGACACCACGCCAGCUCCUCCUCCCAGGACCUGUCGGGCGCGUGGGAGCCCACGAACCUGCAGCGCAGCUCGGGCCACUUCAGCUCCCUGGGCAGCGUGGACAGCCUGGACCAGCCCUCGCAGCCCUACCCCUCGGGCCGCCUGUCGGCGGCCAAGUCCAACAGCAGCAUCGACCACCUGGGCGGGCCGAGCAAGCGCGACUCGGCCUACGGCUCCUUCUCCACCAGCUGCAGCACGCCCGACCACACCUUGCCCAAGGCCGACGCCGCCUCCACGGAGAACAUCCUCUACACCGUGGGGCUGUGGGAGGCCUCCCGGCCGGCGGGCGGGCGACAGGACCCCCUGGGCCCGGAGGAGAGGCUCGGGCCCUUGGCGCCCAGGGCGCCCCUGGAGAGCAGCAGGAGCCCCUGGCCGGAGGACGGGCCGGACCCCAAGCUGCCCCCGGCGGGGAGGUCCAGCUUUGGGCCCGUCUGGUACGUUCCGGAUAAGAAGAAAGCCCCGGCCUCCCCGCCCCCGCCCCCGCCCCCUCUGCGCAGUGAUAGCUUCGCGGCCACCAAGAGCCACGACAAGGCCCAGGGCCCUGCGUUCGCAGAGGCCGCUGCGGCCGCCCAGCAGCACUUGGCGGGCCUGACGCGGGCUCAGCCCCGCGGCGACUGGAGAGCGGAGCCCGCCGAGGCCCAGCGCCGGCCGGCACGCCCCGGAGACGGCAGGAGACCCGGCAGCUCGGGCUGCGCCGCCGACGCGCCCCUGGACUGCGGGUGGCCGUCCGCCGGCCACGGGGCCGCCAGCCGGCUGCAGGCCUCUCUGUCCAGCACCGACGUGCGCUUCCCGCCGUCGCCCUACGGGUGCCAGCACCCGCGCCAGUACAGCGACGACGGCCCCUUCUUGCACGAGGGCCCCGGGGCCGCCGCGGGGCAGGGGGGGCAGCUGCGCGGGGUCCUCGCCGGGGUUCGGCCGGAGGCUCCGGCCCAGCGCUUCCAGGACGACAACCCCUGUCAGGCCAGGUGGCCGCCUGCUGCUGACCGGAAGGGGGACAGCGGUGGGCAGAGCCACCCCCGCUCCGGGACUGCAAGGCAGGGCCUCCUGGGGGGUCCUCAGCUGUCGCAGCUCCGGGACGUCUCCUGGCGCUGCGCCUCGCCUCUGGGCGCCCCAGACGGUCCCGCCCCACAGCUGGUGGGCCAGAAGCCCCGCGGCCCCUUCCCGCAGCCCGAGGAUGCUCAGGGGAGGGAGAGGGCUGACCUAGGGCACAGAGGGGUGGGGGGCUGCCCCUCGGGAACGGAGGAGCCCCCGGGGGCCGGCCAGGGCGCUGCCGCGGUGAAGCCCGCGGCGGACGCCUUCAAGUGGGCGGACGGCGACCGCGGCAAGAUCUCGGCUCACAAGACGCCCCUGCUGCACUCGCUGGCCCAGGAGGGCAGCCGGCGGCCCGCGGAGGGCCGGGAAGGGGGCGCGGACAGGCUGCCGCCCUUCGACGCCCAGGUGGGCAAGCCCACGCGGAGGAGCGACCGGUUCGCCACCACGCUGCGGAACGAGAUCCAGCAGCGGCGGGCCAGGCUGCAGAAGAGCAAGAGCACCGUGGCGCUGGCCGGGCCCGCCGAGGCCGAGGCCGAGGGCGAGGGUGAGGGCGAGGCCAGCGGCGGCUGGUGCGGGGCCGCCGCGCCGGGGCCGUCUUUCCCGGGCACCUACAAGGACCACCUGAAGGGGGUGCAGGCGCGCGUCCUCAGGGCCACGUCGUUCCAGCGCCGCGACUUGGACCCCAGCCCUGCGGAGCGGUACGCGGGGUCCCCAGAACCCAGGCCCGCGAGCCACCGCCCAGAGCCCAGCGCCGCCGCCGCGCCCCACGCCUGGGAGGCCGGCCCCGCCCGGCCGCCUUCCUGCGCGGGCGGCGCGCCCCACGUGGCCCGCAUCGGGGGCCGCAGGCGCUUCACGGCGGAGCAGAAACUGAAGUCCUACUCGGAGCCGGAGAAGAUGAACGAGGUGGGGCUCUCGGGGGGUGGCCGCCCCCGCGCGCACCCGCACCCGCACCCCGAGGACACCGUGGGCAGCUUCGCCGACAGGUGGAAGUUUUUUGAGGAAACCAGCAGGCCGGUGGCGCAGAGAGCCGGCCCGCGGCAGGUGCUCCCCGGGGUCCCGAAGGAGAAGCUGGACCGGCCGUGGGCCGCCGGCCACGGGGACCAGGGCCCUGAGCUCCGGCUCCAGGGGAGGGCCCGCGCCACCUCCUUCGGAGAAACCGCCGCGGGCGGCCCCAGGAAGGCGGGAAAGGCGGGGGCACCGGAGGAAGCACCGCAGAGGCUGGGAACCUUCGCCGAGUAUCAGGCCUGCUGGAGGACGCAGCGCAGGGGCCCCGACGCCAGGGCCUCGGGGCGGUACCACUCGGCCGACGACAUCCUGGACGCCAGCCUGGGCCCGCGCGAGCCGCUGCGGCAGGUGCACGAGCGCUCGCGGUCGUCGCCGUCCACGGAGCUCUACAAACAGGAAGCGCCCGUGGAGCCGCGGCGACAAGCAGAGGACCCUGGGGAGCGCAGAGGACUCGCCUCCGCAGUCCCGGAUGAGGAGCGGUGUCCGGCCCCAAGACAAGCAGAUGCCCAGGGUCCAGAAGUCAGCCCAGCGGCACGCCGGGACGCGCGGCACCCGGCCCGGGGCUCUGAGCCGUCCCAUGCCCAGGACGCCGCGGAGGCGCCCCACGAGGGCCGCAGCAGAGCGGGGACCCUCCCGUGUGACUACAGAUACUCAGAGGACCACAGCCCUGCACACCCACUGCCGCCGCCGCCACCACUGGGCCCAGGAUCCCAAACGCACGGCGGCCUCUCGGCCCCGCCCACUCGAGGGCCAGACCCCCGGCCUCUGAGCGCCAGGUCCCUCGCCAAGCGACCCACUCCGCAGAGGCCGCCGCCGCCCAAGCGCGAGCCGAGACAGUUCAGGGGACCCGCCGGUGCCAUUCCCACGGGCGCACCUGCCGCCAAUCACCUGGCAGCGCCUGGCAGGCCGGUCCCCACGCCGUCCCCUGAGGCCCUGGAGGUGUGUGCCGACCGCCCGGCGCUCCCCCGCAGCCCCCGCGCCUGGGCGGAGAAGCUGAGCGGCGCCCAGCACGCAGACGCCACCCCGAAGCUGGACGGGCAUGUAGAGGAGCACCCAGCCUGCCCCCCGCGGGAAGCCCCGCUCCCCCCCAAGGCCCGCCCCCCGCAGACGCCCGGCAUGGAGACCUCGCGCUCCCCUUCUCCUCAGUUCGCCCCCCAGAAGCUGACGGACAAACCUCCCCUGCUCAUCCAGGACGACGGGUCCACCAGGAUCGAGCGGCUGAUAGACAACACCACGGUGAAGAUGGUGCCCAUCAAGAUCGUGCACUCGGAGAGCCAGCCGGAGAAGGAGAGCCGCCAGGGCCUGGCGCGCGCCCCCGCCGAGCCGCCCGCGCUGCCCAGCGGGCUGGAGCGCGACCAGAUCAAGACGUUGAGCACGUCGGAGCAGUCCUACUCGCGCUUCUGCCUGUACAGCCGCCCGGGCGCCGAGCCCGAGCCCUCGCGCCCGCCGCCGCCGCCACCGCCCCAGCCCGCAGCGCCCGGCGGCCCCGACGGCCGCGCCUCCCCGCCCGCGCUCAGCUACGUGAAGGCCAGGGAGCGGACGGCGGAAGACCUGAAGUCGGAGGAGCUGGCCCGGGAGAUCGUGGGGAAGGACAAGUCCCUGGCCGACAUCCUGGACCCCGGCGUGAAGAUGAAGACCACCAGGGACCUCAUGGAGGGUAUCUUCCCCAAGGACGAGCACCUCCUGGAGGAGGCUCAGCAGCGCAGGAAGCUGCUCCCCAAAGUCCCCUCGCCCAGGACCACGGAGGAGAAGAGAGAGGAGCCGAGCGUGCCGGCGGCCGCGUUCCUGGCCACCAAUUCCACCUACUACAGCACGUCGGCCCCCAAGGCGGAGCUGCUGAUUAAGAUGAAGGAUCUGCAGGAGCAGCAGGAGCCCGAGGAGGACUCGGGCAGCGACUUGGACCACGACCUGUCCGUGAAGAAGCAGGAGCUCAUCGACAGCAUCAGCCGCAAGCUGCAGGUGCUCCGGGAAGCGCGCGAGAGCCUGCUGGAGGACAUCCAGGCCAACAACGCCCUCGGGGACGAGGUGGAGGCCAUCGCCAAGGACGUCUGCAAGCCCAACGAGUUCGACAAGUUCCGGAUGUUCAUCGGGGACCUGGACAAGGUGGUGAACCUCCUGCUGUCCCUGUCGGGCCGCCUGGCCCGGGUGGAGAACGCCCUCAACAAUUUGGACGACAGUACUUCUCCUGGGGAUCGGCAAUCGCUGCUCGAGAAGCAGCGGGUCCUCGUCCAGCAGCACGAGGACGCCAAGGAGCUGAAGGAGAACCUGGACCGCCGCGAGCGCCUGGUGUGCGACAUCCUGGCCAGCUACCUGAGCGACGAGAGCCUGGCGGACUACGAGUACUUUGUGAAGAUGAAGUCGGCCCUCAUCAUCGAGCAGCGGGAGCUGGAGGACAAGAUCCACCUGGGCGAGGAGCAGCUCAGGUGCUUGGUGGACAGCCUCCAGCCCGACAGGGGCAAGUGACCGGGUCCUCGCCGGCGGGGCGUGGACGCACGGGGCCUGGGCACUGCGGUCCCCGGGCUGCGAGCGGAAGCACGGCCUGUGUGUAUGCCCCGCGGCCAGAACUCUCCCUGCCGUGGCGAGGGGGCCCUGGGGAAAGCAGGAACUCCCGCGUGUGUUUGGGACGAUUUAUGGAAGCUGUUGGCUUCCCUUUAGAGCACGGGGCCCGGUGGCUGCCAGUCGGCCGUUCUCCUUCCCAAGGAACCAGACGUGGCGCUUAGUCUGCGGUCCGUGGCGGUCUCUGCCCUGCGUCCUUGGGCUCCGGGCCUGUGGUGCAGGCGGGGCUCGUGCGUGGCGGCCAGUGGGUCCUGCCUCCCCCGCCUUCGCUGCUGGACCAGCCUCCUGGGAAGCAACGGACGGCGUGUGCGGGGCGCACGGCAGGGGACCCCUGGUCCACGUCCUCUCGUGGGACUCCUCCCGGCCACGGGCCUCCCUCUCUUUCGUCCACGUUUGUCCCACGGCGUUAGUGUUCCUUGUCUCUCUCAUGUAACGACGUGCCCUGACCUAGCAAAGCCCGUGAUGAUGAUAAUUUAUUAACAUUUUGUAAAGGUGACUACUUCGCCAGUGGUUCAAAACCAACUGUGAAACGCGUAAGCCGCACGUCGGGUGCCCUCACGCUACACCCGCAGCACAGAUGGUGAGCGUGCCGCUAACCCUUCGCCCGCCUGCCCUGGCGGCACGGGGCGGGGGCUGCCCUGCGGCGUGCAGCGGCGCGGUGACGUGUGUGUCUGGUCGUCUCGUGCUCGCUCGAUGUUUGUCUCAUGAGCCCAACAGGAUGUUCCUUAAGUUCCUUUCCCCCCAGAACAGUUGUUUUGUGUGUGUACGGUCCCAUUCGUGGUGAUCGGCUACUUGCCUGUGUUUCCCUCUUUAAAUUGACCAGCACGGCCGUGAAGGCUGCGAUCCGUUUCCUGGAAGAAUCCAGCCUCCGGUGUUUCAGAGGUCCCAUCGCCAGUAUAAACCUGCCAUCGAGUUCACAGACUCUGCCCCGCUUAUGGAUGGAAACGGCAAGAUUCUGAAGAGAGUCUAUUCACUUAAAACAAAACAAAACAAAACACACCAUCGUGCUGUCCAUUUCUAGUUGACAAGUCACAGACUGGGAGGAAAUAUUGGCAUGUCACGCGUGUGACAAGGGAAUUGUCUCCAGAAUACGUAAAGGACUGAACAAAAAAAUCUGCCAUCAGAGAAAAACAGCCCCUGUUGAAACGCGGGCCGGAGAUUGCACCAAAGAGGACCAGCGUGGCACAUACAUGCGCACAGUGGAAGGCUGGGGAACCGCCACCGGCCUGGUUGGGGGCUCCUGACGUCUCCCUAAAUCGUCGUAGGGCUGUGCCUGUCUCCACGGAUGCCCACCUGACCACAGGCGUGGUUGAUGGCGGGGGAUCCCUUGGAUGAGUUCACGUGAAGGUAACAUCUGGACACUUGUUUGACGGAGGGAUCGUUGUCUUACCCGAUGCCCCUUAUUGCCAUGAAAGACGUUUUCCAGCAAGUGCAGAGGAGACAUCUCUUUGUCGGGGGGCGGGGACCGCCGCCUUAUCAAAACGCACCCACGCAGAAAUGUCUCAGGACAUGUGUCCAUCCUUCAGGAGCCAGAGCGGGGGAGCCGGACUCCCGUGCCCACGUCCUUGAGCCGAACGGAGGGGUCCCAACGGGCACGCCCCGCUAACGCAGGCAAUAAGCCUCUCUCUGGCAACCCACCCACCCCGGAAAGACAGAGGCCUUUCUGGACGUCUUCAUGCCCACCGGGGGAAGCUCUGUGGCUUGAGCAAUCCGCCAACGAAGUGUCCUCCUUCGCGCCCGGCCGCGAGCUCCGGAGACCGGAAGGUCCAGCUGCCUGUUGGCGGACCUCCCCCCGUCUCCCUGCCCGGGGGGGCCGCCACCCUCCUUUCCGUGUGUGUUUGCUUUUUCCUUUAGACCCGAGGUUUCGUCUGUGAUGCCUCCCCCUCAGAUACCGUCUUGUGCUGGUGUCGAUGCCCUGUCCAGUGUGGAGAACAGAGUCUGUGUGUCCGUACCCUGCCUUCGAUGUGUCCCGAGCACUUUCUCAUACGUGGCCACAUGCAGUGCUGUUCCCCUGUUUGCCUGUUCCGUGUCUGGGGAGUGGGGUGGGGGGACCCAAAGAUUCCGGCGAGUCGAUGUAUAUACGUGAUGUUGUAUAUAGUUCCAUGAUUGCCUAGAGAACCUGUCUGGUGCUACUGUUUGCCCUGGGCAUUCCUGGAGGGGCGGGGGGCUGCCUCCUGAGCCCGUGGCGUCGCUCCGCUGCGGCACGCCCCGACUCCGGGCAGCCCCCCGUGCCCGCGGCUCACUGCGGAAACUGUGUGCAGGUGUCGCGCCCGACACUUACCUCUCUCUACACACCGUCCUGCUUGACUUUCACGAAAUAAAUAGUGUCUCCGAG